UAUUCUCAACCAUUACGUCAUUAUUAUAGUACCAUGUUGAUUUAAAGUCUUUAAUCAUUCUGGAUAGAGGUGUUUAUCCACACUUUUACCCCGAUUAGCGAGAUUUUUCCGUCUGUUUUGGGUCUAUUUUCUUGGGGAUGGCCGAGCUGCGCCUUUCUCUCUCUCGCUCCCUUGCUAGGCCGCCAUCUUGAAUUUUAAUGUUAAUUUCCGAAAAAAAUGGGUUUCCUCUGAUAUUUUUGUUAUAGCUAGCGUGCCAAUCCUGGAAUAUUUUUAAGAUCCACCGCGUUGCUCUGCGUUUAUCUUUACAAAAACACCUUGUUUCUUACACUGACCCCAGUCUUCCCCACCUGAGUGCGUUUCCUCACCUCGUAGACUAAAUGCACCUGGACCCGGGGGCUUGUGGGCAUGAAGUGGCUGGGCGAAUCCAAGAACAUGGUCUUAAAUGGCAGACGACACGGGGCCAAAUUGACCAGCGAGACGCCCGCGAGCCGCUCCCAGACACAGAAGAGCUCCCCGCGCCACAGCAAGGCCCUACAGAGGAGCCGCAGAUGUAGCCGAAGGUUCACUGCGUCCAGCCUGGAGUCGGAGCGGCGGUAUGUGCCCUCCUCAGGGAUGACCGCCAAAGAGCUGUGUGAGAACGAUGACCUCACCACCAGCCUCAUCCUGGACCCUUACCUGGGCUUUCAAACUCACAAAAUGAACACCAGGUUUCGGCCAGUUAAAGGGAGACAAGAGGAGCUGAAGGAGAUCAUUGAGCGCUUCAAAAAACAUGACAAUUUAGAGAAGGCGUUUAGGGCGCUGACGUCUGGAGACUGGGCCCGAAACCUGUUCCUCCAUAAAACCAAGGCUCAAGAAAAACUCUUUAAACAACAUGUUUUCGUCUACUUGCGAAUGUUUGCCCAGGACAGUGGCUUUGAAAUCCUCCCCUGCAACAGAUACUCAUCAGAGCAAAAUGGAGCCAAAAUCGUGGCAACUAAGAAUGGUAAUGGAAAUGAUAAGAUGGAGUACUUGGUGGGGUGCAUCGCGGAGCUGUCUGAGAGCGAGGAGAACCAACUGCUGCGACACGGGGAGAACGACUUCAGUGUGAUGUACUCCACCCGAAAGAACUGUGCUCAGCUCUGGCUUGGGCCUGCAGCCUUCAUCAACCAUGACUGUCGGCCAAAUUGCAAGUUUGUGUCUACAGGUCGGGACACAGCCUGUGUGAAGGUUCUGAGGGACAUUGAGCCUGGGGAAGAGAUCUCCUGUUACUACGGCGACGGCUUCUUUGGCGAGAAUAAUGAGUUUUGUGAAUGCUACACGUGUGAGAGGCGUGGCACAGGAGCAUUCAAGUCGAGGGCAGGACUUCCUGUGGAGGUGCCGGUCAUCAACAGUAAGUACGGUCUGCGGGAGACGGACAAACGGCUGAACCGACUGAAGAAGCUCGGAGAGAAAGGAGCAGGAUCGGACAGUCACUCUGUGGGAUCGCACACCGACGCAGAGACUCAGGAAAACAACAACACACACACAGCUGCCAGAAAAAGGACAUCGUCUUCGUCUGGUCUGAAAUACAAAAACAGGACUCAAACCAGAUCCCUUUCUACCUCAUGUUCCAAACAAGGUCGAGUCACCAAUAACAGGGUACCAAAGAAACUGAAAUCCUCCCAGCCACGGCCCUCCCUCAGCAGGGUGACGCUGCGGAGCCGGAGGAGGGACUCGAGAGCGCUCAGGGACGCUAAGACAACCACGCAAUGUAAAAACGUUUCUGUUAAAAAGGAGAAGCACGACGCACAGGAAAUCACGCAGCAAACUCCAGGCCCUCGGGGAUGCCUCACAAGACACGCUGCCAAGGAGAAUGGCAGCCUACAAAGCAGUGAGGGUAGCUCCACCUAUAGAACUCGCAGAUCAGCUCGAACUCUUAAAAAUCAGGAAGGUAAAGAGGAUAGUUUAGAUGGUGCUAGCUCCGUUCCUGGUGGAGUGGUGAUUAAAACUGAACCGGCCGAUAUGGAGGAGUACUUGCACCACCAGCAGGGGGUGAGUUUGCCUGCGGUUAGCACAGGGUAUAGCCGUAAUAGGUGUACACGACAGAAACGAGUGACUUUGCUGAGAUCAGAGCGGACGAUAAAAUGCGAAAACUACGCAGAGACAAUAAUGCCGCUAUCGGGGAGUAACACUAGCUUUUCAGAUUGUGAUAGUAAUAAUGUUUUGCUAAGUUACACGGACACACAUCGGGAUUAUAACGGAAUGUCCAAAUCGCUCCGAAGGGACAAGAGGAAGUCGGGUUCUCCAGAUAAAACCAAGAAGAAGCGACGGAUCACGCGCUACGAUGCUCAGCUCAUUCUGGAAAACAGCACGGGGCUGCCCAAGCUAACGCUACGUAGGCGGAGGGACAGCAACAGCAGCAAAACAAAUGAACCCAAAGACGCUAGCUCCGCCUCCUCUUCCUCUUCCAGUAAAAUCAGCAUCAAAUUGAGCAAGGACCGUGAUAACAAGGACAAAGGCAGCUCGUACGUGUCCAGACUCAAUAACGGCUACGCUCCGGUGGUGCACAGUAACUCAACAAAGCUAAAAAUACAACUCAAAGGAGCGGACGAUACGCGGAGGGCGGCCCACAUGACCAAACCCGACCAAGUGCCCUUUAACGGGGACAUUUCUCAAAGCAUGGAGCCGCGAAACGGAGCACACCGCCCCCCAAAGGUGAUGGGGGAACCUUCAUCAGACGAAGACAAUGCAGACGAGGAGGAGGAUUAUUUUGACACAGAGUUUGAGGACGACUUCAUUCCACUUCCUCCUGCGAAACGGCUCCGUCUGAUCGUGGGCAAAGACUCCAUGACCAUAGAUAUCUCCUCCACGAGGAGAGAAGAGCAGUCACUGAGGCUCAAUGCAUAAGCUCACUGCAAACUGGGAACACCUACAUGAGCGAAAGUGGCUUCAACUCAGAAUAUUACUUAUUUGAGUAGUUUUGACUUGUUAAAGUUGCACUGUGUAACUUUUUUGAUGAAGAGGCUGCUUACCACCUUGUCCCAUGGUGACGUUAUUGCUUUACCUAGAAUGUCCCACAGUAUAGCAUUACAUUUAUAUAUUUAGCUUAUGUUUAUUCAGUUACGGGUGUUUUUAUUCCUCAAAAAUACCUUGAUAAACAUACAUUCUUACUGUGUGCGGGCUUGCCUUUCCACAGAUCUUACCUGCAACCUGGCCUGGUGAUGUCACCUGCUUAGAGAUAAGUUAAAUGUCAUACUCUGAAACGUUCUGGACAAAGUAGUAAUCAUCUCCCAUCUCCAUGGUGGCAAGCAAUUCAAAAAGAAAAGUUACACAGUGCGCCUUUAACAUUUAUUUACUUAUUAUGGCCAGAUUGUUAAACAUUUUACGCCAAAUACCACAAAGAAAGUACUUGGCCACCUCAUACUGACAAGGGAGAUCUAACCCAAGUCUAUAACAGGACUAAACUAGGUCUGACUCGGGACUAAACUAGGUCCAAAGUAGUUCUUGAUUUGAGUAGAUUUGAUUAAGUUUGUUUUUUGUGUCUAGCCCAGAGUGUGUGAGCCUAAUAUAUUUCUCAUAAUAGGUUUUUGAUGCGUUCUUGUGUAUUCAACUGACAGAUUUUGCUUGAAUUUAAACUAUUGAAACUACCCUGAAAUAUUGUAAACCCUUCAAAUGGGGCUGAUGAGUAAAUCAGAACAAAACUGGUCAGAAUGCAAAAAGGAAUUACUGAACUAGGGCACAGAACCAUUAAAAGGUGUCAUUGAGCAAGAAAAAGGUCCCCAUCUAAUCGCUUCAAGGACUCGACUAAGAUUUGUCUCUAGUUUCAUGGUUUAUAUUUUCAGGUUAAAAUAUCUUUCAGUAAAAUUAGAUUUUAUUUUGAGUGAAUUGGCCUUGUUUAGAA
Periophthalmus magnuspinnatus is the source of this 3859-nucleotide messenger RNA. It is a transcript of the gene kmt5b, whose product is annotated as lysine methyltransferase 5B. Lineage: Eukaryota; Metazoa; Chordata; Actinopteri; Gobiiformes; Gobiidae. The transcript has 10 exons. The record is from RefSeq and is a predicted model, not a curated record. Bases 406 to 2865 code for a protein of 819 amino acids. Gene Ontology annotation, cellular component: nucleus. Gene Ontology annotation, molecular function: protein binding; histone H4K20 methyltransferase activity.